ACAACCAAACUUUAUCAGACAGCCAUCCCCCACAUUAGCCUUAUAUCAUUUCAGUUCAUUCUCCGCAAUACCGCCUUUACUAAAAUCAGUCCAACCACACACACUGCACACACUACAGCCCCCUUCAUUUCUCUCCAUACACACAACACACCCCUCUCACCACAUUCUCAAAGCCAUGUUCAAAUCCAUCACAUUCUUGUUCAUUUACCUCUUUACCACCUUCUUCUACCUACCAGCAGCCCUGCCCAUUUUACCUGACCCGGACCCAGCCACCGUCCAGACCCAGACCCAGACCCUCCAUCACCCCCCGCCCUCCCCACCCGCCACAAUCCCUGCCUUCCCCGAGCAAUCCGAGCUCUCUGGUUGCCCCCUCGACCUCUCAGAAGACCUCUUCCACGGCGUCAAAUCGGCGUGUGGCUCCAAAUCCCACCACAAACCCGACCCGAGUUCCUACGCAGAUCAGCUCCACCGCAGCCGCUGCUGUCCUGUCUUGGCCGCUUGGCUGUACUCCGCCUACUCAAAAACCGGACUACGCGCAACAACCAAGGCGCCCCCUCAGACGACGCCGUACGACAUGCCCGUGCUGCCCGAUGACUCCGAGACCUGCGUGGACACUCUGGAGAAGGCGCUGGGCAACAGAGGCAUACAACUGGGGAGGCCGAACGAGACGUGCGACGUCGUUUACUGUUACUGCGGGAUCAGAUUGCACCCCUUCAGCUGCCCGGAGGCAUUCUGGGUUAACUCCCGCGGGAAAUUGGUGGGCGGGGAGGCUGUGAAGAAGUUGGAAAGAGAUUGCUUCAACGGGGGAGGAGGUGGUGGUGGGCUCGGCGGAUGUUCCAAGUGCCUCAACAGCCUUCAUUUGCUCAAUGGGGAUAAAGCUGGAAGAAAUAACCAAACAGAGAGGACGAGCAGAAUGCAUAACCAGGACUGCGAGCUGAUGGGUCUAACUUGGCUUCUCAACAAGGACCGAUCUGCAUACAUACAUACCGUUUCUGCUGUUUUGAGGGCUCUCAUGAUGAACACAGAAGAAGCAUCCGAUCCCACAUUUUGCAGUCUCAACAGUGACGGCAUGCCGCUUGCGGUUGAUUCUUCAGAAAUCAAUAGUCAAUCUUCAUCAACAAUUGUGGCGAUGCGCCUUCAUCAGUAUUUUCUGCCACUUUCAACGUUGUAUAUGAUUAUUCUUUUCUUGUUCACUCGGUUUUAAGCAAGAUAGUUCCAUGUUAUCAACUUCAUUUGUUGUUUAGUAUGCGGCAGAAACGCGUCAGUGUGCUUUGUUACUUUAGCUUAGUGCGCUUUGUGAUUCCUUUUUGUCUUAUGCCCUGUAAAUAGACCAAGUUGGGCGUGGUUGAUGUUAACCCGCUUCUGUUUCUACUGUUUUGAAAUCAAAACUGUAGGUAUUUUAAUCCUUCUUACCAUCUCUGUCA
This is a messenger RNA of Sesamum indicum (sesame), 1424 nucleotides long. Its product is annotated as GPI-anchored protein. Lineage: Eukaryota; Viridiplantae; Streptophyta; Magnoliopsida; Lamiales; Pedaliaceae. The record is from RefSeq and is a predicted model, not a curated record.